Ceratitis capitata (Mediterranean fruit fly) is the source of this 2327-nucleotide messenger RNA. It is a transcript of the gene MICU3, whose product is annotated as calcium uptake protein 3, mitochondrial. The transcript is spliced from 10 exons. Gene Ontology annotation, biological process: mitochondrial calcium ion homeostasis; calcium import into the mitochondrion. Gene Ontology annotation, molecular function: calcium ion binding. Gene Ontology annotation, cellular component: uniplex complex. NCBI's taxonomy places the organism in Eukaryota, Metazoa, Arthropoda, Insecta, Diptera, Tephritidae. The record is from RefSeq and is a predicted model, not a curated record. The coding region runs from base 53 to 1588 and encodes 511 amino acids.
AUUAAAUUUUGCUAUUGCCAUUUUCCAUUGUGCUUUGCUCAUUUUUCUGAGAAUGGCUGCGUUUGGUAAAAUUGCAAAUCGUGUGCUAAAUUUAACACCGAAUUUCCGGCCUUUACAAAGGAAUUUUCAUAAAUUUCAAAGUGCAAAAAGUGUGCCAAAGAAUUACACAAAAUAUUUAGUGUUUGUUAGUGGUGGUUUGACGGCGUUAAUAUGUACCAAUUAUAUGAAAACCGAGCGUUUGGAUGCAGCAUUUCGUAUGCGGAAGACCGAAGAUGAAAAUUUGCUUAAGAAAUUGACGUCACGUGAACGACGAUUCAUCAAAUUUGCUUCCGUUGAAUAUCGUGGUCAAUUGUAUAUGACACCACAGGACUUUCUAGACUCUGUAGUGGAGCAGGAACCAAGACCACGCCUAAAACGUCGCAUCUUAAGUGAACAGGACUUGCAGGUUAUAAAAGAUAAUACUCCUCCUCUGAAGAAGGGCUCGAAAAUGUUAUUUCGAACACUUCGCGAUAGAGGCAUUGUGUCUUAUACGGAGUAUCUUUUCCUCUUAUCGGUUUUGACUAAACCCAUUUCCGGUUUUCGUAUCGCUUUCAAUAUGUUCGACACCGAUGGCAACCAUCGCGUUGAGAAAGACGAAUUUUUAGUGAUUUUAAAAAUUUUGGGUGGCACUUUCAAACAGUCUAAAGUCGAUGAACAAACACGCAAGCUUUUGUUAAGUCUAAUUUGGACAGCAGAAACUGCGGAGGCGCUAUUUAGGAAAGACAUAAGCAAAUCAAAAGAUCAAAAUAUGGAACGAAUUUUCAGUGGGGUAUGGAAAGGUAAAAGAGGUCCAAAGAAUGAUAAGGAUACAAGUUCAGCUACAGAGGAUGCUAUUAAACGUGCGCAGGAUGACUACAUUGAUGAUGAAGAAGGUCUGCAGCGCAAACACCGCAUCGACACGACACUUCAAAUACAUUUAUUCGGCAAGAAAGGUAAUCAGGAUCUCAACUACGAUGGCUUCUACAAGUUCAUGGACAACUUGCAGACCGAAGUACUUGAAUUGGAGUUCAAUGAAUUCUCGAAAGGCAAUGUUGCGAUUACUGAAAACGAUUUUGCCAAAAUUCUACUACGUUACACAUAUUUGAAUGCCGAGGAAUAUGAUGCAUACUUGGAGCGUUUAAUGGAUCGCGUUAAGGUGGAGCGUGGCAUCACUUUCGAGGAGUUUCGUGAUUUUUGUCGUUUCCUCAAUAAUUUGGAGGACUUCGCCAUCGCUAUGCGCAUGUACACGUUGGCUGACCGCGCCAUUUCGCAAAGUGAAUUUUCGCGCGCCGUCAAAAUCUGCACUGGUUUCAGUCUCAGCAAACAUUUGAUUGACACAGUUUUCGCCAUUUUCGAUGACAACGGCGAUGGUAUGCUGUCGUACCGCGAAUUUAUUGCAAUUAUGAAGGAUCGUGUGCAUCGUGGCUUCAAAGUAAGUCAUUGGAAAAUUGUUGAAUACAAUGCCGUUAAUGAUAAAUAUAUCGAGGCGGCUAAUCCGCUGUUUUCGGUGUGGCGACAACGUGUCUGCCGACGAUUAGACCAUUUCAAGGAGAAAGAUUUUUUCUCGUAAAUUAAAAUUAUUUAAAAUUUUUUUUUGAAAGCUGGCUUUAUAAGUUACCAGAAAUCAAUGUAAUUGAGUUGUGUUACUUUUCGUCUAUUUAACCUAUCAGUUUUUUUUUUACUUUGAAUGUGCCAUCGAAUAAUUUAUAUUUAUAUCUAUAGUUCAUAUGCUGCAUAUACAACGAUUUGAUUAAGCUUAAUUAUGAGGAUUUAUUUUUUACGCUAGAUUUUCCUUCUCUAAUUACUAUCAUGUAUUUUAUUAGCAUACCGUUGAUAUUUUAAAUUUUUUACAAUACACCAAAUUUUAUUUUUUAAUAUUGUUUUCUUUUAUUAAAGAGUUUAUACAUAAAUGUAUUUAAAAUUUAACGAAAUCAACAUUGAUUUGUUGUAAUAUGAUAAUUUUAUCGAAAAGGCUUUGGCCUGAAACUAAAAACAGGUGCCUAUAACUGAAAAUAUCUUGCUUUAAACAGUUUUCAUUACUAUACUACACCUUCUUUAAAUUUGUCCAAAUACUAGUUAAUAAAAAACAUCACCUAUAUAAUUAUAAAAACAACUAUUUAAAUGUUACCUUAGUUGCAUUAUAUAAUAUUUUAAAAUGUCUGCAUAUUUCACUAACUCGCAACUCAUUUGUUCAAUUAAUUACGUAACAUAAAAUAUUUAAUCAUUGUGCUUGCUUGUUUGAUUUUUCCUCAUAAUUUUCAAGUUUAUUAAUGUACACGAAUAAAAAAUGUAAUAACAGUAAAAACGCA